AUGAGCUCCUCGCUCAAGCGGCUGCUCUGCGAUGUCUCUAGCGUGCGCAUCGCUAAUCGUCUGAGCAUGACGACGUUGCCCCGUGCCGUGAUGGAGCUCGUGCUUUCUUUCGCGGUCAAGAACGUGUCGGAGGCCAAGGUGCUGCCCACGAAGCGACGAGGCUGGAGACGACUAGUGCGUCCUGACAAGACGCCACUGGCCACAAUAGCCGAGUGGCGACUGGUCUGUCAGUAUUGGCGCGAUCUUCUAGGAGAAAUUCUGACACAGUAUCAACAACGCACCGUCAAGCUCAAUCUUUCGCACAAGGCAGCGAAUCAGCAGAUGGCGUUGCUAAGUGACGUGGCCGCUACUGGAUCGAGGGUUGUAGAGCUGCGGGUGGCUCUGUUCGGACACACGACAAGAAGUGUCGGCACAGAGAGGACGCAGGUCGUGGAUUGGCAGGCGUUGCUCAGUUCGUGCCCGAACUUACAGCGACUCGACGUGUCCAAGAUGGCGUAUCUAUCGCGACGGGAUCUGGCAAAAGUGCUUGAUGUAGCUUCACAGUAUUGCUUAAAGAUGAAAGCACUGGUGCUACCGCUACCGAUGCGAUGGAGUAAGCGUGCACCGAAGAUCAUUGGCGCUUAUCGCAACGAUAUCGACGACGUCGCUCUUAUCAAGCAUCUGUCUGCAGCUUUAGAGCGCUGGUUCGUUCGAGGUCAUUGCGGUGGACUGCGUCAGCUUGUGAUUCCACAUAUCCCAGCUCUAUCGAACCAGUUCUUAACUGCAGUCGCUCGUUUCUGUCCUAACGUGGAGAUUCUAGAUGGCUGGAAGCUCACGUACGUCAAUGAUGGAUGGGGUGCUGCUCUGUGCGAUGAAGAAUGGCGCGUCUCACUGGAUAUCUGGGGGAAUUUCUGUAGUCAAUGUUCUGACCUACGCGAGUUUAAUUGGGGCUCCACUCAAAAGUGUCGUCUGACUGACCUUUCGUUCGAUUUUACUGGCGCCUUUCUUCGAAGUAAAAGAACGUCGGUGAGUGCCAGCUCGGUACUUGCAACUACGAUCGGAUUAAUGACGAGAGCUGAGCAGUUGAUCCGGACGUGGUCGCUACAAGCUGCAGCGGCGGUUGAGUUAGCGAUCGAGACUGAAAUGUCAUCGCUUGACGAUGCCUCGCGUCCGUACUCGUCUGCUGGCCUCUGUUCACUCGUACGUGGACUGCCAUUUCUGCGUUCUCUCAAGGUUUUUCUCCAUCCAAGAUAUCGAAUCGACCUCGACGUCUUCGAUGACGAUUUCUUGUGGCAACUGUCGAAGACGUCGCCAUAUCUUGGACAGUUUAACUUCGCAGAGGCCGGGAAAUAUGCUGGUCCACAAGCUCUCGACUGUGUUACUGAUCAGGGUUUGUUGUCGCUUGCCGGUAUGACCCAUCUCUCGGAUAUCUCGAUCGCUGCAUUGUCGAGUACGUCGGGCGAUGGAGUCUUCCCAUUUAUUCAAAGCAUGUCGUCGACCAUCCAGCAACGCAAUGUCAAAAUUGGUGUCAUGCAGGAUUUUGACAAAAUUAUUCUGCCAUUAUUGGAACUGGUGGCGCAAGAACCUGCUGGCGCAUUUACCGACAAGGCGUUCGCAUUGCUGCUGCUGAACGUCGGCCAUCUUCGUGACUUUACACAGAAACUGUGUCGUCCUCAAGAGUGGGAAGGCAAAUUCCACGAAAUUCGACUAAAACUCGAAUCCAACCACCCGACAGUGCGUUUCCAGAUGACGCUGGAGCGCGAAAUGCCUAGUCUGGGUACAAAUACCGCCGCGGAAGACGGCGACAACUUCUCCAUUGCGAAAUUCGCGGUCUUUACCACCGACUGGAAACACCAGGACGUGGCUGAAGGCACUUUUUACCGCGGAGACAUCACCAACUCGACCCCAUUCGAGUGGAUCGUCAGAUCCUGA
Messenger RNA from Phytophthora infestans T30-4, 1911 nucleotides. RefSeq lists its product as uncharacterized. The coding region runs from base 1 to 1911 and encodes 636 amino acids. The record is from RefSeq and is a predicted model, not a curated record. The transcript has 3 exons. Lineage: Eukaryota; Oomycota; Peronosporomycetes; Peronosporales; Peronosporaceae.